This is a messenger RNA of Myotis daubentonii (Daubenton's bat), 3524 nucleotides long. It is a transcript of the gene GRAP2, whose product is annotated as GRB2 related adaptor protein 2. Gene Ontology annotation, molecular function: protein binding. Lineage: Eukaryota; Metazoa; Chordata; Mammalia; Chiroptera; Vespertilionidae. The record is from RefSeq and is a predicted model, not a curated record.
AAGAAGUAGGGAGGAGGAGGAACUUUAAUGUUUCUGUGAGCGUGUACCCUCUUUUUAGUGUGGUAGUUGGAAGACAGCGCAAGGUGUAUCUGUACUCUGAAAUGCAGUAAUUUGUAUGUGAAUGCAUCUUCCUUCUUGCAGGAGAGGAUUCUAACUCAGUGUCAAAGCCAAGAUACAGACUCAGCCGCUUCUCUUCUAAAAGACUUUGUGAGCAGUCAGAUGUAGGAGCUCAGGCUCAUUUUUCUAUAGAAGAGAAGAAAGAAGUAGAAUAAGCCAAGAAAACCACUGCCAACAUCAGAUUAGAAGUCCUACUUCCUGCCUCUCCCCACCCCCUUCACCUACACAAACUUACCUCCUUCCUUCCAUUCAACGGGAGAUGCCACACCUGCUCUACAAACAAGUCCUUCACCUGCACAAGGCAUCCAUCCCUUCCUGCUGUUUCCAAAGGCUCAGUCCUUCUGUGUAAUCUUCCCUUCUUCUCCUUACAACAUGGAAGCCGUCGCCAAGUUUGAUUUCACCGCCUCAGGCGAGGAUGAGCUGAGCUUUCACACUGGAGAUACUCUGAAGAUCUUAAGUAACCAAGAGGAGUGGUUCAAGGCAGAGCUUGGGAGCCAAGAAGGAUACGUGCCCAAGAAUUUUAUAGACAUCCAGUUUCCUGAAUGGUUUCACGAAGGCCUCUCGCGACACCAGGCAGAGAACUUACUCAUGGCCAAGGAGGUUGGUUUCUUCAUCAUCCGGGCCAGCCAGAGCUCCCCAGGGGACUUCUCCAUAUCCGUCAGGCACGAGGAUGAUGUUCAGCACUUCAAGGUCAUGAGAGACAGCAAGGGUAACUACUUCCUAUGGACAGAGAAGUUCCCAUCCCUCAACAAGCUGGUGGACUACUACAGGACAACUUCCAUCUCCAAACAGAAGCAGAUCUUCCUGAGGGAUAGGACACGAGAGGACCAGGGUCGCCGGGGCAACAGCCUGGACCGAUGGCCUCAGGGAGGCCCACAUAUCAGUGGGGCUGUGGGAGAAGAAACCCGGCCUGCGAUGAACCGGAAGCUGUCAGAUCACCCACCGCCCCCUCCAUCGCAGUAUCCCCCGGCCCCACCGCCGGCGCAGCAGCGGCACCUGCAGCAUCACCACUUUCAUCAGGAGCGCCGUGGAGGCAGCCUUGACAUAAACGACGGCCACUGUGGCAUGGGCAUGGGCAUGGGCAGCGAAAUGAAUACCACCCUCAUGCACCGGAGACACACAGACCCAGUGCAACUCCAGGUGGCCGGGCGAGUGCGGUGGGCCCAGGCGCUGUACGACUUCGAGGCCCUGGAGGAUGACGAGCUGGGAUUCCGCUCCGGAGAGGUGGUCGAGGUCCUGGACAGCUCCAACCCGUCCUGGUGGACGGGCCGCCUGCACAACAAGCUGGGCCUCUUCCCUGCCAACUAUGUGGCGCCCAUGAUCCGGUGAAGCCCGUCUCCGGGGUCGGAGGCUGUGUCUGAGCUGCCUGCAGAGGAAGCAAGGAGGAAAGGCUGGAACUGCAUACACGCGUGCGCGCGUGCACACACACACAUAUGCCUAUGGGCACACACAUUUGUAAUAGUAAUUUAUUGGCAAUUUAGUUGGUUAAUGAGUUGAUAUGAAAGGAACUCAGGUGGAAGCUUAUAUUCAUACUUGUUUUUCUGCCCCCUGCAAGGCAUGUGCUGGAGGUCGGGGCGCUUGGGGGAGGAGGGGGCAGGGAAACGGAAAUCCUUCCUCUCCUAAAGAUGGCACCACUUCGCCCUGGUCUUGGGAAUUUCAAGGAGCUGAGCAGAUAUCCACACCCGGAGCUGGACGCAGAACUGCAGGUGGGGCAGGACUCAGCGGGGCAUGUUCUGGCUCACCUGCACGCCCGACUCACCCCGAGGGUUUGCAGGGCGGCCUCCCUCCUGCUCUCCCAGGGAGAGCGUGCUGGGUUGAGAAUUAGGGUGCAGCUGCUCAAGUCUGAGGUAGAGCAGCUGGGUGUGAGGCCUGGGCAAGGCCGGCACCUUCCUCUCCUUCAGGGGCUGCUCCCCGUCCUGUGGCUGGCGUGGAGACACGGGGACACCGUGAGGGCCACGCACAGGGAAGUGAAGGGACUUGCACAGGUCUCCCAGGGGCGAACCUGGGGGUGAGCUCUGUGUCCCUGGCUUCUAAGAAAGCAGCACCCUAGCUUCUGUAAAGUGCUCGGAGGAGCCCUGGCCGAGCAUGCCGGGCGGGAGAGUCAUUGUUCUGUGGCUACAGGGUGUCUCUUUGGGACUCUGUUUUCUCUCUUGUUUUCUGCCUUUUGAAGAUGCCUUGCCCAGCGGCACAGACAGAAGCCCACGCCACAAGAGCACUGACUAGUGAUUGGCUAAUUGGUUGGUUGAACAUGACCCUGGGUGGGGCCUGGCUUUCAGAUGAGCUUUCUGUUCCCCUGACCAUUGGACCUGGGCUGGCACCUUCCCUCCACCAAGAGCCGCACCUGGGGAAAGGAACCCCCCACCGUGUCUCCUCAGCACCUCAAAGUCGACUGUGUCUCCCAGGACCCACCCCUGGGCAUGAAACAGACCAGCCAGGCUGAGGAACAGGGGCCCUGGGGAAGGGCGCUCAGUGUCCUCGGGUAGCUGGGAGCACAGCUCUGCAUCAGGGCACCUAGAAGGUUGUGCGUGUGAAGAAAGGGUUGGGUUGAGUGUGUUAGUGAGGGGCAUGUGGGGUGAGUGGGGGUCUGUUUCUUCUUCCUUCGUCCUCGCUGCUCUAAGGAGGGACAGGGACAACCAUCAUUGAAGGUGAUAUAAGCAGAAGAAAGAGUUUGCGACUCAGAAGUAACUGUCAGUGUAAUGUGGGCUAUGUCCCUUUAGCCCUGAAUUCUACGAGUCUCUGAUUCCCCACGACACCUUUAGAGAAAAACAGGACAAGAAGGGACUCCGUGGUGGGUCGCGGGAGGGGAGAGAAAGUCGCCUGAGAGAAGCGGGGGGAGGUGAGUGUGAGUGAGGGGUGUCUUGUAGCCUCUGAAAAUGAAAGCACAGGAAGGAAAAAGUAGCGAAGACGUUUCACAAGAUGAAGGAGCCGUGUGAGAGGCGCAGAGGGAGGGGAGGGAGCAAGAGGUUAAGUGGGACAGGCCAGGAAGACGCUGGAGUCAGCAGGCUCGGCUCGGGAGGAGGGCGGAGGCAGGUGGGAGGAGGAAUUGGAGCAGAGAGAUGAACGCCAGCAGGUAGGGGCAAAGCACCACAGGAAUGAAGACAGAGCAGAGGCAAAGGGGACUCGAUCAGCUUUUUGGUGCGAGGCAAUGUGAACACGUUAUGGAAAAUAAAAGCCAGAAUUAAUGUCUGUACAGUAUUUACAACCCAUAUGCUUUAAACAGCCCACAAACGGGGUCUGUCUGUCUGAUUAUGUGAGGGUCAGCCCCAGUGAGGACGGAGUGAGAGGAUUUGGUUCUGGCCUGGAUUUCGUGCCUUGAAACACUUUUCAAGAAAGCGAUAAUAAGACAAGGGCCCUUGUUUUGCGGGGCUGUGCCUAGUGAGAGAGAGAGAGAGAGAGAGAGAGAGAGA